UGGAACAUUUUCAUAUUUUAGUACCGUGAAAUGCUGAUGAAAUUUGGAUGCAACUUGACCGGAAGCACGUGUAAUAACAAGAAAUAUGUCAACAAUGAUUGUAAACACAUUGGGUUAGAUUUUACCAUAGAGACUGAGUGAAAACAGUAAGACGGACUGAUGGUAUAACACUGCUAGACUGGUGUCAUGGCUAGAAUCGUCAAGUUAUUGUCUCUUCUGGAAGGGAAAGAACAACAUUUAUUACAGAAGUCUGCAUCAGACGUGUUAUUGUCUGGUGGUGUGAUAGCUGUACCAACCGAUACCAUAUAUGGUAUUGCUGCGUUAUCACAGGAUGUAGAAGCUAUAAAUAGAAUCUAUAAUAUUAAACAACGUGAUUUACAGAAACCAAUCGCAAUCAGUGUCGGCGAUAUUGACGAUAUUUACAGGUGGAGUAAAGUAACGGUGAAUAAUGAUUUGUUAUCAGAAUUAUUACCAGGUCCGGUUACCGUGGUGAUGGAAAGAUCUGAGGAAUUAAAUCCACGACUAAACCCAGAUACGAAGCUGAUCGGUGUACGCAUUCCCGAUCACAAGUUUAUUCGUAGCUUAGCACAACGAUGUCGACAACCGAUAGCUCUAACCAGUGCUAAUAUUAGUUAUGAUAGGAGCUCUCUAUCAGUAGAGGAGUUUAAACAUUUAUGGCCAAAGCUGGAUCUUAUAAUAGAUGGUGGUAUUUUAAGUUCAAGUGGAGAGAGGUCAGGGUCAACUGUUGUCGAUUUAUCAACUUCAGGCUUUUAUAGAAUUAUACGACAGGGGAGUGGUUAUGAGAAAACAUUAAAGAUUUUACAUAAACAUAAAUUACAAGAGAAGUCUUAGCAUCGCAUCACAGUUUUCUACAUAGAAAUUUUACAAUUUAUUUAUCUAUAUGGUUUGAACGAUGGAGGGAUGAUUUGGCCGCAGUUCGAUUUGAGCACAUCUUUGUAUAAACUCACAUCUCAAUGAAUGCAGAGGAUAAACGGAACGAUUUGAGCACAUCUCGAUCAAUGAAAUGAUUUGAUAUACAACUGCUCAUGUAGGUAUUUGAGUUUUAUGAAAAAAUACUGAAAAUUGUCAAGUUUUUUGUCAAGGUGUAUUUGGAAGAGGCGUCACACUAAAUCUAACAUCAACCUUGUAUCAUCUGAUUUGAUAUCUAUUGUUGAUUUCUUACAAUGUCUGUGUAGUUUGUGGUGUCCGCAGGUUUGUCUUAUCUUUUUGGUUUUGUGUGUAGUGUGGUCUUCCUGCACUUACUUUAUAGAAUGAUAUUUUCAUAUUGUCACACCAAAUCUGUAAUCUCUUGGAUAUACAUACAGCCGCGGAUCCAGAGGGGAGGUUUGGGGGAUCCACCAGCCCCCCACCCCCGCUCAGCUACAUAAAAAUUUUUGUAAAACAACCUUUUUUAUGAGAAAAGUGUCAUAAUUGUGCUUUAUCCUUUUUCGUCAGAUGGUGCGACAGGAUGGGCACUCAAAGCGUGAGAUAAUGAUAUAGACAUAUGUGAUAUCACAAUUAAUGCUUUGCAUCAAUAAAAUUGAAUCACAAUGUCAUCGUAUUAAUUCAUAAUAAAAUUUGACGUCAAACAGGAUGUUGGAUUUCUCUGUUUUAAAAGAUCAAUGUGUGUAUAUACGCCAAAAUGACGAUAGAGACCAUGUAUUUCUCAAAAAAUUUCAAGCCGAGGGGGGGGGGGGAAGGGAGGAUACAUUUUCUCAGGAAGCUGGCAAACUCCCUCCUGAAAAAAUUCCUGGAUCCGCCCCUGACAUAGUGUCAGAAAUAAUUCCUGCUUUAUUAGCCACAGUCCAUCUGGUGUCUGUCAAUUUGUCUUUUUAUCAAUGUUUUAUUUAGUGAAUUAUUGUAUUUUAUAUUAUUUAAAACUGUAAAAUAUGGGGACCAUCAUUUAAUAUGAACCCAAUGUAACUCAGGUCACUCUACAAACAUUGUUUUUAUAGUUAAUUAAAUCAUGUAUCAAUAUCAGACAUUUUUGCAUUUAUUUUUAAAAUAGUUUUAUUUCGGUUUAGCAUGAUAUAUUGACAAUGUUUGAAAUUCACCAAAUGAUGUUUAUUUAUCUUUGUUAAUAGUUUUAUUUGGAUUUAAAGGCUCAAUACCACUCUUUUUGUAACUGAAUAAUAUUUCCCAAUCUUUAUUCUGGUCAACAAAUUGCACUAUUUUACAAUAUUCCAAUUAAUUGAUGAUACAAAUUUCAUCUUAACACACCUAAUUUAAAAAAUUGGAAAAAUUCAACUAAAUGAUUUGAAAAGCCUGACGUAAAUCUUUUCAAAUUUGACUUGGAUUUAAAAAUAUUUUUGAACCCUUUGGACAAGUAAAAUAGGAUUUAAUGGAUAAUUUAAAAAACAGGUAGGACACUAACACAUCUAGUACUUAGAAUAAGGCUAUUUUUUAUUUUCUGGAGCUGUCAAGACAGCACAAGUGUUAUUGUCCCUUUAACAUAUGUUGACAAUGUCUGAGAUUCACCAAAUAAUGUUUAAGUCUCUUUGUUAAAAGCAUUUACAGUUGACAAUAUGUUGACAACAUAUGUUGACAAUGUCUGAGAUUCACCAAAUAAUGUUUAAGUCUCUUUGUUAAAAGCAUUUACAGUUGAGUUCAUUGGUAGGACCAAAAGCGAAACACAUGUUAAAACAAACACACCAUGGCGAUGCUCGAUUGGACGUCCCGGAAACCCCUAAAUAGAGACGUUUGAGUGAAAAUAGGAAUUUGGGGCUAGAACCGGUGUGCCGACUGCACGAGGAAAUAUCUCAACCAACCAGGACAGCUGAAUCAUGUUCGUGGUGUUUAAUUACAUCGUGAUUCUACUCACACCACCUCCGUUGUCGGGACAGACAGAACUGUGACAGGACUGAAUUCUGUGUCACUCGAUUGCAAUUCCGUCAAUUCUGGACGUUCCAGACUGACAAUCCAGCUUCGGGCGUCGCCACACCAUACAACUGGUGUAUAUAAGCCACACCAUACAACUGGUGUAUAUAAGCCACACCAUACAACUGGUGUAUAUAAGCCACACUAUACAACUGGUGUAUAUAAGCCACACCAUACAACUGGUGUAUAUAAGCCACACCAUACAACUGGUGUAUAUAAGUUUUACAAUGCCACUCGUCUCUCGAUUUCAAUAUGAUGUCACAUUUUAAAACAAAACACACUAUAGUGAUGUCCUCGGGCGUAAUUUACAAAAGCUAAAACUAAGAUAUUUUAAGGAUUGAGCCAUUUCGUUGGUUGAGAGGUAAAAACACAUUGUAGCUCUUGACCCAUAAAAGGGCAGAAUUUUUACAAUAUUUUAAGUUUUGAUCAAUCUGGUUAAAACACAGAUCCUAUUUCGUUUUGUUUUUCAUAGUUCAAAAUUUCAUUUUAUUGUCUUUACUACACUAGGAUCUGGAAGAGUUGUUAUAUUGAGGAAUUAGCCAAUGAAAUGGUCAAUGCUGAUUGAUUAAUCAAUGUCUGACGUCAUAGGGUGUAAAGCCGCUUGUGUGACACCUGACGCUACCUCCCAGUACAACUAGUCAGAUCUUCAUGUAUUGUAGGUCAUCGAAAGUAUAAAAAACGACUUCAUGUAGUGUAGGCCAUCGAAAUUAUAAAAAACAAAAUGAAAUAUUGAUCUGUAUUUUAAAUCAGAUUGAGUUUUGAUGAAUAAGGUCCCAGGUGUAUAUCUGUUCUAAUAUUUGUGAGAUGACAUCGACCGUGACGUUGUGACGUCACAUAAUUUAGGGAAUUUUUGACUCAACCAGUGACUAACCAAU
This is a messenger RNA of Patella vulgata (common limpet), 3752 nucleotides long. Its product is annotated as threonylcarbamoyl-AMP synthase. Gene Ontology annotation, cellular component: cytoplasm. Lineage: Eukaryota; Metazoa; Mollusca; Gastropoda; Patellidae. The record is from RefSeq and is a predicted model, not a curated record. Gene Ontology annotation, molecular function: tRNA binding; nucleotidyltransferase activity; double-stranded RNA binding. Gene Ontology annotation, biological process: regulation of translational fidelity. The transcript has 5 exons. The coding region runs from base 187 to 852 and encodes 221 amino acids.